AUGUAUGCCGUCAUGAGGACAAUCAAUGAUAAUGAUGAGAACGGUUGUAGUGGUGGUCGCGAUAAAGAUGAUGAUGAUGAUGAUGAUGAUGAUGAUGAUGAUGAUGAUGAUGAAGAUAGUGGUGAAUCGACACACUCACUCAAACUGAACAAAGGCAAACCAUAAAGUUUUAUUUUGUUCAUUCGUCAUCGAAAGAAAUCGAAGAAGGUUUUUUUCGUGAGUGUCAUUUCCGAACAGUUGGAUGACUCAGUUAGGCUGUUGUCGCAAUUUUUCACAUUCUCUCACAUAAAGAAGAUUAAAAUCGUUUGAGUCGUCACUGUCUUUGUGAACCCCGCAAGAGUUUGUCUCUUUAAUUUAGACGAUGUACAUUUGGCUGUAAAUUCGAAACCUGAAUAUAGUUUAAUCUUUUGCGGAAAUACCUGUAAGAUAACCCAUUCGCCCCCAGAAUUUUUGCCGAAAAAAUUCUUCUUUCUGAAAGCAGGUGGAGGAGGCUGCAAAUGAAAACUGAUCAAAAUAUAAUUUGAAAUGAAGGAAACAAACUUAGACAACAGCUCUUGCGUACUAUGCUGUGCUUUGUUCUUUUUUUUCUCUCCUACUCAUUUCACUGAAGUUUACACUUAUUUCCAGAUGUUUACGCCGUUAUUUAGAUUCCAGCAUUUUGUGCUUAAGACGCCGUUAGGGAAACCCAUUAGGGGAAAUUAUAGCCUUCUUUGGAAGUGUCGGUGGCCUUUUAACGCGCCACAUCAAAGGACGCCGUCACGCGUUUGACUGCUUUGACUAUGCCUACAUGCCAAGAUAAAGAUAAUAACAAACAAUAGUAUACGAAGCUGAGCACUUAACCCUUCCCUUUGUGGCUCACGUAUGUUUCUUGGUAAGCCUGAGGGUAUGACGUUAAAGAGGCUGUUUACAUUGCAUGGAAAAAUGCAGUUGGCAAAGCUUCCGGGCGAGCGGGGGCUACUCAACAAAGUUUUAUACGGGGUGGCUCUACUCUGAUGUCCAACGCCUUAUCUUUUUACGUACUAUUUUUGAGAGAAAAGGUAUCCUUCUCGUAUACCUUCUAUUGACAAAUGUUACCCCUUUCACAUACUUGGUGCUGCAUCCCUUUUAACUGCUGUAAAUACACUGUCUUUUUCAUACGAGCAAAUCACUUAACCACGAAGUUUUUUUGACCUUUUCACAGCAAUAAAAUGAGUCUGUAAUCCCUACCCUGUUAUAUACCUCACGCCUGGCGCUUGAAAAAGGUAAUCCUCUCGGCGGAGCCAUCAUAGUGAGUACCCCCUCGGCUAAAGCCUUGAUUUGCGGCAAUUUUAGUGAUAAGACUUCGAUUAAGCUGCUUUUAAAACAGGGUACAAAGGGUAUCUGAAGCUACGUGCUUUAUGAUCACCUAAUCAGGAGUUCAAUGUGACCAUCUGUUGGGCGAUUCUCUUACUCAUUAAUUAAGUAUUAUCAUUGUCUGACAGAGUGCCAAGAGUAUCCUCUGCUACGUGCUUUAUGAUAACCUAAUCACUUGUUUACGGAGGCCACGCCUAUCAAACAUUACUGGGAUUAUACAUGUUCCAAGAUCAUCUUGGAAGCGAGCCACACUAAGCUAGCUACUAAGCUAACUCGUUCAACUUUUACCAAAGUACCCAAACAGGAGAAUGAUUCGUUUGCCCUCUCUGGUUACUUUAGCCAUUUUGCUUGCUUAUUCCUUUGGAACGGCACAAAAACAAUCAGCUCAACAGGUAUUGCUUUGAACAUAAUAACAGUUACAAUUUGAGAACGUUUUGUUUUCCAUUGCAAAUUCUAGCUUCAGCUCCAACUUUGCCGAUGUACACGACAUCGGUAAAGGUUAAGGUGAAAUCAAACCUUCUGUCUUCCAAAUGAUGCCAUGAAUUUACGUGUAGUGCCAAUUGUUUGAUAUAAUCUCGCGAGAUUCUUCAUUUGUUGAUAUUUUUCAAGUCCAUUCCUGAUUGUAAUUAUAACACAGAACUGAGACCUUUGUCAUUCCUACGCACUUUCUUUAUUUCGUCUUUUUCUUUGGCAGCCGACCGAUGGGUCACCAGCAAAGGAAAGCAGCUGCCAAACUCUACAACAACAUACUUGCUGUAAAGAUGGUAAGAGACCAAUUUAACUGAUUUUCCUUUAACACCUUACUCGAAGACUCCAUUCUGAAGCUUCAAAAUUUUAAUCAGUACAACGAUGAAGAAAAAUCACAAAUUUUACAUUUCUUGUUUUGUUUCUUGACCGCCUAUCAGGAAAAGACGGCAAAGAUGGCAGAAACGGUGAGUUGAAAUAAGGACAGAUCACACGUUCUUAAGUUAUAACGAUCUAAUUCAUGGAAAUUUACAGAGGGGUUUGGUCCAAGUAUGCUGUUUAUUUGUCUGCAUGCGUUUGUAGAUCAUGAGAGUACCAGUGUCACAGCCAGUUGUUCUUUAUAUGGGUUUCGAAAAUAAAAGAGUCUCGCACAGAUCCUUGGGAAGUGAAACGAGCGCUUCACCUUGAAACACGAAUAGAUUUAUUAUAAGGGUUCUUACCCAGUCCCCACCAAAUAAAGUACGGUAAUGUACGACUUCUAAAAUCCAAUUUCCGUUUUCCUUAACUUCUUUGCCUUUACUCAAUUCAUCUUUUUUUUUCUGUACAUACAGGAAAAGAUGGGCGCGAUGGGUUACAUGGUAGAGUAUAUUAUUAAGUGAUAGUAUUGUCCUAAUGCUUUAAGAAAUCACGAUUAGGUCUCAUAGUUUGUCCCUGCUCAGCAAACAUGUGAUAAAUAAUAAUAUAGUAUGUAGAAUGAUAUGUGUGGAGAGAAAAACACAGAAAAAUUUUGAGUUCCAGAGGAGAAUUAAACCCAUAAAAUUCCACACUAGUUGGAGGCUCCAACUACUGCGUUACUGAGGAGAUCAUUUGUGGGCUGACAUAGCGACCGCGUCGCGCAAUCAUAUCAUUUCAAAUUAUAACAGUUAUUUGAUAGAACAGUAUAAAAUGAAUUUCAAAUAUUAAAUUAUAUUUAGUAAUACGUAAAAAAGUGAAUUAUUUGAACUCAGUAGUCAUUUCAUAAGUAGGUGGAAUAUGAUCGUUCGGGUGUGAGCACAAGUGUACUCCUGAAUAGGACUUUAAUUGACAGUUACUGACGUUCCGGCAACCUGCGCGGUUCUUGUGUAAGAGUCAAGUACUCUUUCUCUUUUGUCUGGUAUCAUGCAAACUUUUAAACAGCUCACUCACAAGGACAACAACAAGACUGGUAGUAUCCAAGUGAAAAAACGCAAGGGUGGGCCUUACCCUAGAUCCAGAGGUCCGUUCUCGAAAUACCUAGGAUCAUGCACCUGAUAGGAUGAAAUAACCCGUGCGCAUGGGACUUUCAAGAAUUAGGAAAGACAAAAAAAAUCGGCUGGCACCCAGGGUAAGUGGGCAUGCGCUUAGGGUCGCGCUGGAUCUUGAUCCAUUAUAUUCUUACGUUUUUUUGUUUCGCUUUGUUUUAAGACUAAAAACCGAAAAAAAAAUACUGAAACGAACAGAUACGGAAAUUAUGAAAAACAAGACGACAUUAGUCUUUGAUCUCUAAUGUUACGCAGGUAACAGCGCGGUAAUGAUCCUCAGAGUUACGGUUACUCAGAAACAUGGAAUAUUUUGAGGUCAAAAAGAAGUUGAAUUUUAAUUUGUCAAGAGGAAGGGUUUGUCCGCCUGGAUUUCAACCUUUCUCAAUCUUCUUUCUUCAUCUUUGUUACUAUAUUUAGAUUUCACGCUGGCAACAGCCCUAUCAGGACUCUUGACUCCUAUUUUUAAGUUUACUGUGCUUAUUUAGCAUUAUUUUUUUUAACACAGGGAAAGAUGGUCGUGACGAACGUGAUGGGACAAAUGGAGCGAAGGUUAUUAAGCCAUUGUUAUCAAUGUGGCCCGAAUGUGCAUCAUAGAAGCGCACUAAUUUGCCUCAGUGAGUAACAUACCACGUUCUCGUUUUAUUUUUCCAGGGUGAAAAAGGUGAAUCAGGCAUUCAAGGAAGAGAUGAAAAGGUUUGCAAAUUACCCCUUGCUAUAAUUACUGAGAAAAAUAUCAUAAAAAUAUCUUUGACUCUGAAGAUGACUACCGCACAGGUUGUCGAAACGUCAGUCACUGUCAACAACAACAGUCCUAUUCAGGACUACGUUCAACCGAACGAUCAAACUCAACCUACUUUUGAAAUGACUCCUGGGUUCAAACCUUUCACAAAAAUAUCUUGAUGGGGUGGGUAGACAAGUAAGUGAGAUUGCAUGAAAAGUUAAAAAAAAAAUUAGAACUGGCAGGGUAAGAGAAUAGAAUGCUUUAAAGAUUUUAAAAUGUUUUACAAAGAACGAACGAAUUCGAACAAAAGAUGUGGAAUUCUAAGCUUUGAACUAAGCUAUUGCUUUCUGCUGUUCCCUUUUAGCUGCCUUUCUAUUUCAACGCAAACUGUUCUCUUAUGUAACACCCAAAUGAGCGAGUCAUCUAUAAGUAAUUAAUUCUGAUUUGUUAAAAGGGCGAGAAAGGAUCUCCUGGAGACAAAGGAGAACAGGGACCCAAAGGAGAUCCGGGAAUAUGUGACACGCAGGUAUUGAGAUAGACUGGGGAGAAGAAAGUCUUUUUAAUAAGUUUUCCCUACAGAGCAGUUCAUAAUAAGAGCAGUAAAGUCGAACCCCGCUCAUUACGGACAGGCAUUGAUUGAGAAACCUCAAUGAUUUGGUUUUUUUUUUCCGGUUUUCGUUUCGCACAAAUUAAACUGAAUCGCAGCCUCACCAUAAAUUUAACCAACGUCAGAGCUAAAAUCGAUGGCCAAUCGAUCAAAAUGAAGAGAGUGACUCAUGAUGAACCACGCCCUUCGUGAGAACUGUUGGAUAUUCUUUAGGCCUUAUUAUUGCGCACGACCUAUGUGUUUUGGGUCACGUGAUCACUACAUCACCAAAAUACACAAUGAAAAAUAUGAGCAAAACCGCAGAUCAACUAUCACCACUCCCUUUUGUAUUUGAAAUUCGCUUCUAUUUAUGAACUCUUGUACUAAUAAAUGGAAUGAAACCUUGGUUAAAUUUGUAUCUAAUUUUCUUGUUCGAGCCCUCCUUUAUUUUUUAGGUUUAAUUAGAGAAAAGAUUUUAUAAUGGACCAAUCUCAUUCCAGCUACCUAUACUAGCCGAUUUCUUGUGCAUAACAUAUAAAUGACCUCCUCUAAGCUCGCUGUAGAUGGCAAGGCCUCCACUAGCCUGAGUAUCACGCGUUUCUGGGAGAAAAGGGGAAAGAAACCCCUCCCCCCUCCCCCAUCUAAAAUCUCCUCUCCCCUAACCCCUUAGGAAGGCCUGAUACUCAGGCUAGGCCUCCACUUAAGAUACAGACAGUUCAAAUAGAAAUUGCUUUUCCACGUGUCUUUUUUUUUUUUUUACAAAGAAUACGAUGCUGGUUUUCACUUCUUUGAGAAAGUUGAAGAUCUACCAACCCGAGGAGCUUCUGGUGUCGAACAUUUUUUCAUCAACGGGACUCUGUUUCUCGCUUUUGCCAACUACUAUGGGGACAUCCGCAAGUACAAGACGAGUUCCACGAUCUACAGGAUGGACGAAUCAACUGGAAGAUUAACUUCGUAUCAAACCUUGCAAACAAGUGGAGCUUUUAACAUUGAAUACUUUACGAUCUCUAAUGAACAUUUCCUUGCCGUGGCCAAUCAUUACGCCGAUGGAACUCGCCUGAGAGAUUCCAUAAUUUACAAGUGGAAUGGAAAGCUGUUUGUCGUCGUUCAGAAAAUACCUACAAAAGGAGCAAGUCACUUUACAUUUUUCACAAUAAAUGAUAACAAAUACAUUGCAGUGACAAAUUACUAUGAUGGUAGUACCCAUUCCAUAAAAUCAGUCAUCUACAAAUGGAGUGGCAGCCAGUUUAACAAAUUUCAGGAGAUAGCAACAGAAGGUGCAAUGGGUAGUGCGGUGUUUAUAAUGAACAAUAACACUUUCAUCGCGUUUGCAAACCAUUAUAACUCGCAAAAGAAAUAUUCUGUUCAUUCCACUGUUUUAAAGUGGUCAGGAGGACACUUUGUCAAACUACAAUCUCUUCAGACUUAUGGAGCAUGGGAUGUGAAAUCCUUUAAAAUCAACGGUCACACAUUCCUUGCCUUUGCCAACUACAAAUCUGGAAGUAAAUUCAAUACCGACUCCUUCAUUUUCAAGUGGAAUGGCAACAAAUUUGAUUUGUUCCAGUCCAUUCCUACACGUGGAGCCCGAGCAUUGUAUCCAUUUGUGAUCAGCGGUCAAACGUUUUUGGGUGUGGCCAAUUAUUAUGGUGACAGCCAGAGGCUCAAUACAAAGUCCGUUGUGUACCAGGCCUCCGGCUCGCGGUUCGUCAUCUACCAGGAUAUUCCAACUCAGGGAGCAUCUGACAUGACUUCAUUUUAG
Molecule: messenger RNA, 6362 nt
Organism: Porites evermanni
Lineage: Eukaryota; Metazoa; Cnidaria; Anthozoa; Scleractinia; Poritidae
Source: the annotation of a GenBank genome assembly